UUUCUCUUCCUUUCAAUAGGUACACAGGUUCCUCCCUUUUGCCAAAUGUGUAGUUUCAGGAAGUCAAUAUCACAAGCCGACAGCAUCAUGUUCUUUAGGAAAUAUUAUGUUCGGAGGCCCCAGUCUUGCAAGGGAAGCAGCUCAAGGAAGCGUCACCUGUCAGUGGAGACUUUUAGUGGCAUUUGGAAACUUCAUGUCAAAGUGUCAAUCUUUUCCAAAAUGGGAUCCAUACCUUUCCUCUCUUGGUAAGAAUAAACCAGCCUUGGCCAGAAAUGGAUUCCUUUUCCCUGAACGCCUCUUUUGGGAACGAUACGGACUAUUAUGAAGAGUUUUCUUUCUCCUUGUUUAAGAUUCCCGUCUUGAUUCCUGUCACCAUCAUUUGUAUCAUCAUGUUUUUCUUGGGCGUAGCUGGAAACGUGACCAUUAUCCUCAUUUUUAAGCGGUAUAAAGGGAUGAGGACGACGGUGAACAUGUACCUGUCCAGCAUGGCUCUGUCCGACAGCCUGAUUUUGCUCGGCUUGCCGUCUGACUUGUACAGGAUUUGGAAGUACAAGCCGUACGUCUUUGGCGAUUUCCUCUGCAAGUUUAUUUUCUACCUCAGCGAGACCUGCACUUACUCCAGCAUUCUCCACAUCACCACUUUGAGCGUCGAGAGAUACUUUGCAAUCUGUUUCCCCUUGAAAGCCAAAGCGACCAUCACGAAAAGCCGGGUCAAAGCCGUAAUUCUGCUGCUAUGGCUUUGCUCGCUCGUGACGGCCCUCCCGGUGCUCUUUCUCUUUGGCGUACAGCAUCACAACGGGAGCCUUCCGGAAGAAAUGGGCGAAUGCAAAUACAUAGAGGAAGCGGCUCACUCGGGGCUCCUAGAGACCAUGACAUGGCUUUCCACUCUUUACUUUUUCCUACCUGCGUCUUGCUUGGUUCUCCUUUACGGGAUGAUCUGCAGGAAGCUCUGGAGGACGGCACGCAACCUGGAGGGCCAGCAUGCUCCCGCCAGAGAGAGGUAUCACCAGCAAACCAUCAAGAUGCUAGCCGUGGUCGUCCUGGCUUUCGUUCUGUGUUGGCUCCCCUUACAUGUCGGCCGGAUCCUUUUUGCCCAAGGAAGUGUUGGCCUCAACGAGAUUGCCCAAGGAAGCGUUGGCCUCUACGAUAUCAGCCAGUACUUCAACCUUGUCUCGAUGCUGCUGUUUUAUCUCGGCGCGUCCGUAAACCCCAUCCUUUAUAACGUCAUGUCCCAGAAAUACAGGAAGGCUGUGUGUACGUUCCUCAAUCAGAGGCAGACCUGGCAGCCGAGGGCCUCACGCAGGAGUGACAAGGCUUCUGUUGAAGGUAUGGAAAAAAGUUCUUUCGUAUGAGAAGAGUUGGAAGCAGCUCCCAAUUAUACGAUCACCUUAAAAUAUAAGAUCUCUCUCUUUCACCAGCUAUCCAAUAUGAAUUUCAAGUGGACUACUGUAGCAAAGGCAGAUGAUAGCUUCUUACUUUAUGAAUUGCAACAUUUGU
This is a messenger RNA of Anolis sagrei ordinatus, 1497 nucleotides long. RefSeq names its product growth hormone secretagogue receptor type 1-like. Gene Ontology annotation, cellular component: plasma membrane. Lineage: Eukaryota; Metazoa; Chordata; Lepidosauria; Squamata; Anolidae. Gene Ontology annotation, molecular function: G protein-coupled peptide receptor activity. The record is from RefSeq and is a predicted model, not a curated record. Gene Ontology annotation, biological process: G protein-coupled receptor signaling pathway.